Penicillium riverlandense is the source of this 420-nucleotide messenger RNA. RefSeq lists its product as uncharacterized. Bases 1 to 420 code for a protein of 139 amino acids. The transcript has a single exon. Gene Ontology annotation, molecular function: DNA binding. The record is from RefSeq and is a predicted model, not a curated record. NCBI's taxonomy places the organism in Eukaryota, Fungi, Ascomycota, Eurotiomycetes, Eurotiales, Aspergillaceae.
AUGCCUCCAAAUCAGGUCAGAUUGCGCCAGGAUUCGAUCCAGCAAGAAGGUCGCCUUCUGCUUGCAAUACAGGCUAUUAAAAGCAAAGAAAUAAGCUCUAUACGACGGGCUGCGGAUCAAUUCCACGUUAACCGUUGUACGCUCGCGCGUCGCCUACGCGGUACUACAAACCGCGCUGAAUCUCGCGCAAAUUCUCAUAAAUCGACUGAGAUCGAAGAGGAACUGCUUCAGCAGCGGAUACUAUCGCUAGAUCGACGUGGAGCAGCCCCUACACAAGCUCACGUACGAGAAAUGGCUAAUUUGCUACUCGCGAAGCGUGGUUCUUCCUCUAUCCAAACCGUCGGCGAAAAAUGGGCAUAUAACUUUAUCCAACGCCAUCCGGAGCUUAAAUCUCGCUUUUCACGACGAUACGACUACUAG